Patiria miniata (bat star) is the source of this 1850-nucleotide messenger RNA. RefSeq names its product RNA transcription, translation and transport factor protein-like (gene rtraf). The record is from RefSeq and is a predicted model, not a curated record. Gene Ontology annotation, biological process: tRNA splicing, via endonucleolytic cleavage and ligation. Gene Ontology annotation, cellular component: tRNA-splicing ligase complex. The transcript is spliced from 7 exons. NCBI's taxonomy places the organism in Eukaryota, Metazoa, Echinodermata, Asteroidea, Valvatida, Asterinidae. Gene Ontology annotation, molecular function: RNA binding. The coding region runs from base 155 to 883 and encodes 242 amino acids.
AGACUGGGUGCUUAACCAGUACAAAAGCGUUACGGACCACAUUGGGUUCGCGUGGCAUUUUCUUCAAGAAGAAAAUUACUGUUUUCAUCACUUUGGCGAGAAACAUCUCGUUCCAGUUGUUGUGUAUAGUCAUUUUAUAGUCUGUCCUGUCACCAUGUUCAGAAGGAAGCUGGAAGCGCUCGGUUAUCAUCAGACUGACAUCGAUAUAACUGAUGAAAUGAAUUGGCGCAACUUUGUCAUUUGGUUGGAGGAUCAAAAAAUCCGGAUGUACAAGAUAGAGGAGAGACAACCACUGAGGAAGUUUAUCAGUGGCGAGUGGCCCGAAAUAUUUCAACAGUACUUAAAAGAUCUACACUGCCCGUUGGACGGCCAAGAUCGUCUAGCGGCCUGUGAGUGGUUACUGGCCCAUGCUGUCAGACUGGACUACGGCGAAAAUGUUGACAAGUACAAGGCAGUAACUGGCGGGGCACUGUCCAGACAAAAUUCAUCCCAGGCUGGGUCUGACGACCCCUUUGAAAAUGUAGAUGUGACCAGUCCCGACUUCAAUGCAGGCCUGACGUCAGUCUGUCAGUUACUGAACAUACCCCAGCACUACGACCGGGUGACCACACUGGAGGCUAUCAGUAUCUUGAUACAGGAGAGAUUAGCACAGGAUGGAACCGACCCCAAAACACAAGAGGGUAUCGACUUUGAUUUGAACAACUACGAGCUAGGCUUUGAAACCAAAGAUCCAGUGUUGGAUGAGGCUAGUCGAAUCCUUCGACUCCUUCACGUGGCAGAACUACGCGACCUACAAACCAAGAUCAACGAGGCCAUCGUUGCCGUCCAAAGCAUCACGGCCAAUCCCAGGACCGACCAGAAACUGGGCAAGGUGGGCCGGUGACGAAGGCGAAAGACUUAGCCCAAGGACGGGGAAAAGAUGAAGGACUCCAGUGAGUUUGGAUGGAACAAAGGGCAGUGGCACAUGUUGAUGGGGACUCAGUCUGUGGACCAUCCAAAAUCUGUUAUUUUUGUUUCACGAUUCUGCCUUCUUUGACUCCAGAACACAUUACACGAUUAGGGUUAGUCACAACAUGAACUGGUUGCAGUGAAUUCAAAAAUAGCUCUUCAGCUGCUGGAAUGUUCCAAGAAAAAGACUUUGGUUUCAACUAUCCCCAGCUAACCUUAAAACAUUGUAUAAAAAGCAGUUAAGUUAUUCAUUCUUGUGGAAGGCCAGUUGCAUGUUUACAAUGCAUUCUCACUAAACGUGGUACUCACUCUGUAGUUGCGCAGUUCGAAAAAUAAACUAAUUGGCACAAAUUUUUGUUAGUUAUGCACACAAAAAAGAGCAAACUGCACCAAAUUUAACCCAUUAGUACUUGUAUAAUUACAUUAAAUGUAUCUUCAAGUAAACUGGAAUCCUCGAUCCUGAUGAUCAACCCAUGGCAACAAGCCAUGCUCCAUACUGCAGCAGCACUCCGCAUAUUGCGCUAUUCUAAGAUGCGCGCGCCAUUCGGUACAACAUGCACGUGUAAUAGGAUAACCACCAAAAGUUUGUGUACAGCGAGCGUAUUCCAUCUUUAAUGUGCGUCAGGGAAGUUGUUCCUCAUCCAGCUACAUAUACCCAUUACAAUUAGAAUAUUGUGGAUAAACCUUUCCCGCAGUUCAUACCAAAGACAUGUAUUAACAAGAUGAUUCCUAAACACAAGUAUCCUCUUAAAAACACUUGAACAAUAAGUAUGCGUAAAAAUAACAGCAUGUUACACUUCUGUUGCUAAAUAUCUUUGUGAUGUAACAGCUUAUAAUUGUCACAACUUGGGCAACCCCAAACCAUUAAAGUACUGGUUUCAAACCAGAUUUAUUUACUUCUA